UUCAAUACCUAUCUGAGAUUUACUCUUAGAUUCAUCCUUAUCUUAAUUUGAAAUCUUAAAUCGGUCCUUAGAUUGAAAAUGUGAACUAAGAUCGAAAUCUAAGUCUUAUUCUAAGAUCCUCUCUUAGAACCACUCUCAGAUUCGUCACCAAGCACGCGGUUCUAAAUAUAGAUUUUCUGUAGUUUCCCAGCGUUAAAAAUAGUAACAAAAAUGCGCGGACGUUGUAGAAGUUAUGCAGACGAUGUAAACAAAGAUGGCCGCGAAUAACGAGAAAAAGAGAAAUCCAAACUUUUCAAAAGAAGAAUGUUUGUUAAUUUGCAAGCUGAUGGGGGAGGAGAGUGGCCACGGCAUGUCAAAACACGCCUUAUAUAAGAAAGGCUAUACUUCAAGAAUCACCUCAGAGACGAAAAGAAAAAUGUGGGAGGCUGUUGAGAGAAGCUUCAAUGUCCAAUCUACAGGAAUACAUAGAACUGUAGACCUUCUAACUAAGAAGUGGGACAACUUGACCCAAGUCCACCGCCCUAAGUUCAUGGACUACAAAAGGCAGCUUCAUCUGACAGAUUUGACAAAUGCUGUCAUUGAUGUUAUUGGCAGGGAUGGCUGUGCCAUGGAUGGAAUCGGUGGAUCAGAAGAAUUUGAUUCAACAUGUAUACAGGAAAGCCAAAGCAGAUCAGAUGUUGGUCUCAAUUCACAGCCUGUAUAUCAGUUUGUAAAUGAUUACACGACAUAUCAGCCAGUGUUGGAGGCAGAUGAGGUUCCUGCCACGUUUCAUCUUUCAAGACCUGAGGCUAGCACGACUUCCAAAGUGUUCACAACCUCUACAUCAUGCAAUCGAUGUUGCUGUCAGGAGUGUAAAGCAAUCAGGCAGCUGCAAAAAAGAAAAUUAGAAUUAGAAGUGGCUAUUUUAGCAAAGCAAUUAAAAAAAGAACAAUAAAGAUCAAUAUGCACAUUGAGUGCUGAUGCCAAAUUUUAUUAAAAUUACAUACAAAUAUUUAAGUUAAAUUUUGUGGCAUUGACAGGUUAAAUUUGGAAAGAGAUUACAGUAAAGGACCUCUAACUACAUUCUUAAUAUCCGAUAUAUGUCUGUUGCCAAUUAUCAGCACAUUUUAGUACACUUUUAUUACAGAACAUAGUUAUGUAUUUUGGUACUCUUUAAAGUCUUUGAUUAAAACUACUGUUAACUUGCAUGUACCGAGUAUUUGGUAAUCCACCUUGUUGUUCAUUGAUGGCAUUUCAGAAAUUAUGCAACUUGUGUUCUGCACAACAGUGUUUUACCCAUACCUAAAGUUAUGUUUCAAGAGUAAGGCUCCAAAUUUGAUUAGUCUAUGUACAUUUCACUCAAGGGAUAUCCAUUUUUAACUUAUAUGGGGGAAAAGCACUUUAAACUACAUGUAAUACCACUCCCCUACAGAAUCAAAUUUACCCUAUUCAUUUGGGGUCCAAAUUAGCAAAAAGACACAUGUGACCAUAUACUGAAAAAAAUAUUUGCCUUUCCCCAUGUGGGUUAUAUAUUUAACUGAAAAAGCCAUAAGAAUAAGUGUUCAUGAGCAGAAUUUAUAUUUUGUUCAAUAGUAUUUUGCAUUGAAAACAAAUUCUUAGAUACAUUAUUGAAUGUGCCAUUGAUACUUUAUUUACUAUUACUUUUAACAAAAGAAUACAUUUUAUAAACAUUGUCAUAACAUGACAAAAGAUGCUAAAGCAUACUUGGUAAUGUUAAUGUUGAAAUAAAAUUAUUUUACCAAAGUAUGUUGAAACAAAGUGGUCUCUGUAUCUUAGCCCAAUAAGAUUGUUAGCUUGAGGCUGCACCCUGCCAUCAUCACCAUUUCCACCAUUAUUGUUGUCUUCUAUAGCUGCCAUGGGAAUGGCUCGCUGCUUGCAAACGUUGUGCAAAACACAACAAGCAAUGACUAGCCUUUUAAAUAGAAGUUAUACAUGUAUGAUAUAUAUAUAUAUGUAUAUAUAUAAUUAUAUAUAUGUAUUUGAUGAUUUAUAACUAACAUAAUAAUUUUAAGAAAUUAGCUUCAUGAUUUUUAAGUGCAAUUCCUUUCCUCCUUAAAUGUGUAUAGUAUCACUUGUGUGACCGUUUAAAUCUUAAUACAAAAUUUAUUAUGAAUGUAUACUGAAACUCUACACAACUUAACCAACAAUAUUGAAUUCCGUAUUGAAUUAACAUUCAUAAAAAAAACUUGUUGUUGUUAUAAUGUAUUGCUGUACAUGAGUAAAGUACUAAGUGUUACAAUUAAUUAUUUAAUGUAAUUGUAUUCUAUAUUCUGUAACAUAUUAUUAUUGUGAUAGUUUUAUUUGAAGUUAA
Mya arenaria is the source of this 2311-nucleotide messenger RNA. RefSeq lists its product as uncharacterized. NCBI's taxonomy places the organism in Eukaryota, Metazoa, Mollusca, Bivalvia, Myida, Myidae. The record is from RefSeq and is a predicted model, not a curated record. The transcript is spliced from 5 exons. The coding region runs from base 254 to 934 and encodes 226 amino acids.